GGAGGGGCACGGAGCCGGGGCCCGUCCGCAGGCCCAUGGCUCAUUUUCAGUAGACCCAAAAGUCAUAGCCAAAUAUCAUUGACACACAUAUACGCCAAGAGGUGCACUUACGGUAUGUGACGGAAAACUUACCUGUGGAUCGACAAGUACUUGCUGGACAAUUAUUUCCCAUUAGGUGAAAAAAGAUAUUCAUAUUGGAGAAACAAAUAUUUCAAACUGGAGACGCUACAAAUCCAAGCCGUUUGCAUGGAGCAAUCGACUUUCGGCGAAGUGAACCAACUCGGAGGUGUGUUCGUCAAUGGGCGUCCCCUGCCUAACGCCAUUCGUCUUAGGAUCGUGGAACUGGCUCAGCUCGGAGUACGGCCGUGUGACAUCAGUCGGCAGCUCAGAGUGUCGCAUGGGUGUGUCAGUAAGAUACUAGCUCGUUAUAACGAGACGGGGUCCAUACUUCCUGGGGCCAUUGGCGGAAGUAAACCCCGGGUUACCACCCCUAACGUAGUGAAACAUAUAAAGGUGUACAAGGAACGAGACCCUGGGAUAUUCGCCUGGGAGAUUCGUGACAAACUACUGGCGGACGGUGUAUGUGACAAGUACAAUGUUCCUUCAGUCAGCUCAAUAAGUCGUAUUCUCAGGAACAAGAUAGGGGGUGGCCCAAUACCACAGAACCCCAGUCCCACAUACGAGACAAAGAAUCAGGUUGUACCGUGCACUGCGGCACCAACUCCUAUUUAUAACCAGUUUUACCCAUACUCAUGUCCACCGCCUUCCAUGCCGGCUGUUCCAACUGCUCAAAUGGCCCCUCAGCAUCACACACUGGCACCCCUCGGGGCGGCCCGGCCCCCUCAGACCACUGCCAACUGUGUGACCCCAUGUAUGAUGCGGGCGUGGGCUGCAUCCUCACAUUCCGUUAAUGACAUUCUCGGUUUCCGGGGUGGCAUCCCUCAGGGUAUGGGUCAACCCAUGCAGGCUGAGAACGGACCCAGUAUAGGACAGAAUUACAAUAUGAACUACUACAGCAUGAAGCCUACUGUAUCACCAAUGUAUCUGCAAAGCUGAGACUGGCUGUAUCGCGAGUAGAUUGAAUAUGCAUAGAUAUUCUUAUAUGUGGAUUUUUUGAUGAAAUACUCUUGAUUUUUUUUGUCAAAAGUGCCAAAUUCUUAAAUAUCCGUCCAUGAAGGAAUCAAACCCUUCAUCAAUCACUCAGGAAGUUUCUGUUGCUAUAGGUUACAAUGUCAAAAAUGGAACUGCUUCCGGAUUUGUAAUGCGCAUAAUCGGUGUUGGCCGAGCGGAUGUUUGAGAUCUGUGUUUCUGGUUGGUGUUUAAAGUUCGUCGCUUGCAUAUUAACUACGGGGAGUAGACAAGUCAGGAAAUUAUACCGAUAUGUGUUUCAAAUUUGAUCACAUCAGUUAGAAACACAUGCAACAUGCCUGGACAGACACACCUUGGUAAGGUGAAAGUUGUUCAUCAAAAUCCGUGGGGACUAUUCGUAGUGGAUUGUAAUUUUAUCUCACAUUAUAAUUCAAUUUCCGCCCGCUUAGUACACAGUUCGCCUUCAUUUACACUCAGGUUCUUUUGAAACUUCGUUUGUUCCAUAUUCUAUUUAAUUUUAUGUACGUGCAAACAUUUUUAAAGGCUUUUAAAGUAAUGAUAAAUUGGAUAGGUAUUAUCUGGUGAUCUUAUUUUUGAUAUUUUGAGAAUCAUCAUGCCUUGGAUUAACUGAACAGAUCUUAAUGAAAUAAAAUUUAGUUGAUAAAUGCAUAGGAUUUAAACGUUCUAAAACGAUUUUAUUAAUCUUAACAUUUUUUUCCAAAAUUAUUUUGUUUGAUUUUCUUACCAUAUUGCUUGCGACGAAUGAAUCUGUGAAUAAAUGUAUAUUGAUUGA
Mizuhopecten yessoensis (Yesso scallop) is the source of this 1882-nucleotide messenger RNA. Its product is annotated as paired box protein Pax-1-like. The record is from RefSeq and is a predicted model, not a curated record. NCBI's taxonomy places the organism in Eukaryota, Metazoa, Mollusca, Bivalvia, Pectinida, Pectinidae. Gene Ontology annotation, biological process: anatomical structure development; regulation of transcription by RNA polymerase II. The transcript is spliced from 2 exons. Gene Ontology annotation, molecular function: DNA-binding transcription factor activity, RNA polymerase II-specific; RNA polymerase II cis-regulatory region sequence-specific DNA binding. Bases 247 to 1056 code for a protein of 269 amino acids.